Molecule: messenger RNA, 3445 nt
Organism: Neltuma alba
Lineage: Eukaryota; Viridiplantae; Streptophyta; Magnoliopsida; Fabales; Fabaceae
Product: alpha,alpha-trehalose-phosphate synthase [UDP-forming] 6
Exons: 3
Coding region: 575-3166 (863 amino acids)
Biological process (GO): trehalose biosynthetic process
Cellular component (GO): cytosol
Molecular function (GO): trehalose-phosphatase activity
Source: RefSeq, a predicted model, not a curated record
AUUCCAAAUUUUCUCCCCAUCCAAUCAAAAAUGGAAUUCAAAUCUCAAUCAAACUGGUAAUUUCCUCAGCCGUUUCUUUAAUCAACUCGGGUUCGUCCUGUUUCUUUCUUUUUUCCUUCCUUCCUCCCUUCAUUUCUUUCUCUUCCCCUCUUCUCUGAAGUUCUCUGCUUGUACAUGACAACAACAAUUUCUAGAGGAUUGUUUGGUUGCUGUUUGUUGUCAUAGCCGUAUUUAUUUUGAUCUGAAUCUAUUCCAUCCCUUUUGUUCCCCUCUUAUCUGGAAUUACAACUAGUAGGUAACUACAUGGUGUAUCUAUCCCUGGCCUUGAUCCACUUCUCUAAGCUCAUCUUCAAGCUGCUUCUGCUCUUCUCUCUCUUUUAAUGCUCUCCUUCCCUGUCCAUCAGACGUUAAUCACCUCCUCCUCCCAUUUCACGUCCUGUAGUUCCUCAUCUUCUCAAUUCAGGACCAGUGUUUUCUGACCCGCAUCUCGAAAUCUCUGUUUUUAAAGGAGUUAUCUUGAGUGAGUGAUUUAUUUGUUAGUUUAGUGCUGUAGCUUUUGUGAUUUUCUUAGAAAAUGGUUUCAAGAUCUUACUCAAAUCUAUUGGACCUAGCCUCUGGUGAUUCUCCAUCGUUUGGGUUAAUAAACCGCGGGAUGCCCAGGAUUAUGACAGUGGCUGGCUUCAUUUCUGAGGUUGAUGACGACCCAGUGGAGAGUGUGAACUCUGAUCCCUCCUCGUCGUCGGUCCACCGCGAACGGAUCAUAAUAGUUGCGAACCAGCUUCCAAUCAGGGCUCAGAGGAAGCCAGAUGGUUGUAGUAGCAGUAGUAGUACUAGGAAUUGGUUGUUCCAGUGGGAUGAUAAUUCACUACUUCUUCAGUUGAAAGAUGGAUUGGGUGAUGAUGAUAUUGAUGUUAUUUAUGUUGGGUGUCUCAAGGAAGAAAUCCACCCAAAUGAACAAGAUGAGGUCUCACAAUUUCUCCUGGAAAAUUUCAGAUGCGUCCCUACUUUUCUCCCUUCUGAUCUGUUUUCAAGAUACUAUCAUGGGUUUUGCAAGCAGCAGCUAUGGCCUUUGUUUCACUACAUGCUGCCUCUGUCACCAGAACUCGGUGGUAGAUUCAACAGGUCACUCUGGCAGGCUUAUGUCUCUGUGAAUAAGAUUUUUGCUGAUCGAAUUAUGGAAGUGAUUAACCCAGAAGAUGAUUAUGUUUGGAUCCAUGAUUAUCAUCUCAUGGUGUUGCCUACAUUCUUGAGGAAGAGAUUUAACAGAGUGAAACUUGGGUUCUUCCUCCAUAGCCCAUUCCCUUCUUCAGAAAUUUACAAGACAUUGCCCAUUAGAGAAGAACUACUGAGAGCUCUUUUGAAUUCAGAUUUGAUAGGUUUCCACACAUUUGAUUAUGCACGGCAUUUCUUGUCCUGUUGUAGCCGGAUGCUUGGCCUUAGCUAUGAAUCAAAGCGGGGUUAUAUUGGGCUUGAGUAUUAUGGUAGGACUGUUAGCAUAAAAAUUCUUCCUGUUGGUAUCCACAUGGGUCAGCUUCAACAAGUGUUAAGCUUUACUAAGACAGAAGAGAAAGUUGCUGAGCUCAUUAAGCAAUUUGCAGGUCGAGGAAGGACAUUGAUGCUUGGAGUUGAUGACAUGGAUAUCUUCAAGGGAAUAAGUUUAAAGCUUUUGGCAAUGGAACAGCUUCUUAUUCAACAUCCAGAGUGGCAAGGGAAGGUUGUAUUGGUCCAAAUUGCUAACCCGGCCCGGGGGAAGGGGAAAGAUGUGAAGGAAGUGCAAGCUGAGACGAAGGCAACAGUUAAAAGGAUUAACGAAACAUUUGGGAAACCUGGGUAUGAUCCUGUCAUUCUGAUUGAGGAGCCACUCAAGUUCUAUGAGAAAGUUGCAUACUAUUCUGUUGCUGAGUGUUGUCUGGUCACUGCAGUUAGGGACGGAAUGAAUCUCAUACCUUACGAAUACAUAGUCAGUCGUCAAGGAAAUGAUAAAUUGGACAAAGUUUUGGGACUAUCUUCCUCUCCUAAAAAGAGCAUGUUGGUCGUCUCUGAGUUCAUAGGAUGUUCCCCAUCUUUAAGUGGAGCAAUCAGGGUGAACCCAUGGAAUAUUGAUGCAGUAGCAGAUGCAAUGGACUCUGCCCUGGAGAUGCCUGAUUCAGAGAAAGAGCUUAGGCAUGAGAAGCAUUAUAGAUAUGUUAGCACCCAUGAUGUGGGGUACUGGGCUCGAAGCUUCUUGCAGGAUCUGGAAAGGACUUGUGGUGAUCAUGUCCGGCGAAGGUGGUGGGGAAUUGGUUUUGGAUUGGGUUUUAGAGUCGUAGCACUUGAUCCAAACUUCAGGAAGCUCUCAAUGGAGCACAUAGUUUCAGCCUACAGACGAACAAAAACUCGGGCGAUCCUUCUAGAUUAUGAUGGUACACUAAUGCCUCAAGCUUCCAUUGAUAAGAGUCCGACAAGUAAAACCAUUGAAAUUCUUAGUAGCUUGUGCAGAGACAAGAACAACAUGAUGUUUCUCGUUAGUGCUAGAAGCCGAAAAACACUUGCUGAGUGGUUUUCUCCUUGUGAGAAUCUGGGAAUUGCAGCUGAGCAUGGUUACUUUCUAAGGUUGAAGCGUGAUGCAGAAUGGGAAACAUGCGGACCUGCAACAGACUGUAGCUGGAAACAGAUUGCUGAGCCUGUGAUGAAGCUUUAUACUGAAACAACUGAUGGAUCCACUAUUGAAGAUAAAGAGACCGCACUUGUGUGGUGUUAUGAGGAUGCAGAUCCAGAUUUCGGGUCAUGCCAAGCCAAGGAACUUCUUGAUCAUCUUGAAAGUGUGCUUGCAAAUGAACCUGUCACUGUCAAGAGUGGCCAGAACAUUGUAGAGGUUAAACCACAGGGGGUAAGCAAAGGGAUUGUGGUCAAGCGCUUGCUCUCAACCAUGCAAGAAAAUGAAAUAUCACCUGAUUUUGUGUUGUGCAUCGGAGAUGAUAGGUCUGAUGAAGACAUGUUCGAGGUAAUCUCCAGUUCCUUGGCUGGGCCUACCCUGGCACCAAAGGCUGAGGUAUUUGCGUGCACGGUUGGCCGGAAGCCGAGCAAAGCCAAGUAUUAUCUGGAUGAUACAGCUGAAAUAGUGAGAUUGAUGCAGGGACUGGCCUGCGUCUCAGAACAAACAGUUAAAAGAAAGGAUGGUGAAUGAAUUGAGAUGUGUUGUGCUUCACUGGCUUUCAGUCGUUAAUUGUGAACAUUUUAGGCUCAGUUUAUGCUUCUUUCUUCCUCACACGGUCUUAUUGCUUUCUUGAUAUUUCCAUGUAAAUUAUAAUAGUUGUUUGUUGCCGAGAGAAGCUCUGUAUCGGAUUCCCUUGGAAUGUUUGAUUUCAAUUGGGAAAAACUUGUAAAUAUAUUUGUUUUUCCACCAUUAACUCGGAACCCUGCUUUGCUUUCCCACGUUAUUUGAUAAUAUCUUCCUUCUUAUGAU